This is a messenger RNA of Punica granatum (pomegranate), 678 nucleotides long. NCBI's taxonomy places the organism in Eukaryota, Viridiplantae, Streptophyta, Magnoliopsida, Myrtales, Lythraceae. The record is from RefSeq and is a predicted model, not a curated record.
GACACGAUCCGACCCGGAUCCCCAGGCAUAAAAGGCCUGGGCUUCCGUAGGUCGUAGCUUCGUGUUCCUUCCAAAUAUUCCGCAGCUUAAGGAAGCGAACUCACCCCGAGACUGAAAAUGGCGAUGAGAUCCUUGGUGGGGCGAUCGAGCGUGAACCGGCUCAUGGAGACGACUCGCGGCGCGGCUCGGAGAUUCAGCGACGGCAAGGGGCGGGUCCUCAGCGAGGAGGAACGCGCCGCCGAGAACGUCUACAUCCAGAAAAUGGAGCGGGAGAGGAUGGAGAAACUGAAGAAGAAGGCCGAGCAAGAAAAGGCAGCAAAAGAUAAGGAGACCGCUGAGAAGAAACCUGAAGGAGCUCAGAGCAGCUGAAAAGGCCAAUCUCCACUAGCAGAUGAAGUUCGUGAAGUUUGUGUGUUUGUCUUAACCACCAAGAAUAAAUGUGUGGCUCCUCCCUGGGAGCUCUCCGUGUACAGUGAAGGAGUCGUGUCAGUUUAGUCUCUCAACACUUUGUGUGCAUCUUCUAACGCGUAAGGGAUCUGCAUGCACUCUUGUUUUAAUCUGAUCUUUCGUUAAUUUCCUCAUUUGCUUUCCGUUUCUCAGCUUUGAUACUAACUCAAAUUCGCGUUUGUUUUUGGGGCAAUAAUCUGCAUCUCUGCAACUUGUUUGCUUUCUGGGUCA